Rotaria sp. Silwood1 is the source of this 1944-nucleotide messenger RNA. Lineage: Eukaryota; Metazoa; Rotifera; Eurotatoria; Philodinida; Philodinidae. The record is from the annotation of a GenBank genome assembly.
AUGUCUUAUGGUACAUGGUUAUCACCAAUACAAUCAUCUUUAAUUGUUGAAAAUACUUUAACAUUAUUAGAAAUUGAAGUUGAUGAAAAAGGAAAUGUGUAUUGGUUAGAACUUCGUCCAUUUGAAAAUGGUCGUUAUGUACUUCGUUCAAAUAAACAAAAAGAUGAUUUAAUACCAAAAACAUUUAAUUGUCGUACACGUGUUCAUGAAUAUGGUGGUGGAUCAUAUAUUGUUAAGAAUGAUAUUGUUUAUUUUUCUAAUUUUGUUGAUCAACGUAUAUAUAAAUUAGAUCUUAAAGAGAAUAAUUUACCAGUACCAUUAACAAAUGAAUCAACAAAUGCAUCAUUACGUUAUGCAGAUUUUACAAUUGAUUUAAACCGACAACAAUUAAUUUGUGUACAUGAAAAUCAUCAAAAUGAAAGUGGUGUUCAAAAUACAAUUAUAUCUAUUUCAUUAAAAAAUUCAUCAUCAUUAAUUACAUUAGAUUCAGGUUAUGAUUUUUAUUCAUCACCAAAAGUAAGUCCUAAUGGAAAAUAUUUAAUAUGGAUUUGUUGGAAUCAUCCAAAUAUGCCAUGGGAUCAAACAGAAUUAUGGAUUGGUGAAUUUAGUAAUGAAGAAAAUGUAUUGAUUAAUAAAAAAAAAUUAUUUGGAAAAAUUAAUGAAUCUAUUAUAUACCCACAAUGGUCACCAGAUGGAAAGUAUAUUUAUUUUGUUAGUGAUCAAAAUGGUUGGUGGAAUAUUUAUCGUACUAAUAUUGAUGAUCAAUCAUUAGAACAUCUUUAUCAUAUGGAAGCUGAGUUCGGUGGACCUUCAUGGCAAUUUGGUACAUCUUAUUAUGAUUUUGAUUCAAAUGGAAAUCUUGUUACUGUUUAUUGGAAAGAUGGAAUUGCUAAAUUAAAUAAAAUUGAUGUUCAAACAAAAGUACUCAUUCCAUUAACAGCUACAGAAGAAUAUACUGAUGUACGUUAUGUGCAUGUUCACAAUCAAAAUGUUUAUUUUAUUGGUUCAUCAUCUAUAAAACCAACUGAAAUUGUCGAAUUGAAUUUAGAAACAAAUACAAAAAAAGUUAUAUGUCAUUCAACGAAUUUAACAUUUGAUUCACGUUAUUUAUCUGUACCAGAAAUGAUAACAUUUAAAACCGGUGAUGAUGUUGCUUAUGGAUUUUAUUAUUCACCAAAAAAUGAUGAUUAUCAAAUACCAACAAAUGAACUUCCACCAUUACUUGUACGUACUCAUGGUGGUCCAACAUCAGCAACAACAAGUUCAUUUAAUCUUCGUGUACAAUAUUGGACAUCACGUGGUUUUGCAUUGCUUGAUGUUAAUUAUCGUGGUUCAACUGGUUAUGGACGUAAAUUUCGUGAUAGUUUAAAACAUAAUUGGGGAAUUUAUGAUGUACAAGAUUGUGUAGCUGGUGCUCAACAUCUUGUUCAACAAAAUAAAGUUGAUAGAAAUCGUUUAACAAUUGAUGGUGGUUCAGCUGGCGGUUAUACAACAUUAUGUGCAUUAACAAUGUCUGAUUAUUUUUCUGCUGGUGCAUCACAUUACGGUGUUAGUGAUCUUGAAUUACUUGCACGUGAUACACAUAAAUUUGAAGCACGUUAUUUAGAUCAAUUAAUUGGUGAAUAUCCAGCUGAAAAAAAUCUUUAUAUUGAACGUUCACCAAUAAGUCAUGUUCAAAAUUUAUCAAAACCAAUUAUAUUUUUUCAAGGUACAGAAGAUAAAGUUGUUUUACCAAGUCAAGCUGAAAUAAUGGUUAAUGCAUUACGUGAAAAAAAAUUACCAGUUUCAUAUGUUUUAUUUGAAGGUGAACAACAUGGUUUUCGUAAAGCUGAAAAUAUACGAAAAAGUUUAGAUGGUCAAUUUUAUUUUUUUUCAAAAAUAUUUCGUUUUCAAAUGGCUGAUCAUGUUGAGCCGAUUCCAAUUGAGAAUUUACAAAAUGAUUAG